AUGGCUUUUUUACCGAUUCAUCGUUAUCGUGUAUUCAACGAUCCAUUUCAACAACUGUUCGGUAAUCCACUCGGUUUUUUUGAUCCGUGGGGAGACUACAAUACAACUCAAUUAAUUGUACCAAAUGCAUUUAGAUGGAUCAACGAACCGCUUUGUCUUGCUCGUAGACGCUUGAAACCAAGACUUAAAGAAAAAUUUCGUAUACAACUAAAUGUAGAUGGUUUCAAUCAAGAUACAAUUCAAACACAGAUCGACGGUAAAAAAUUAGUUGUUCAAGCCAAAUAUGACGAUCGUCAAGGCGAUGGUGAUUUUAAUUAUCGAGAAAUGCGGAAAAGUUAUGAUCUACCUGAAGAUGCUGAUGUGGAUAAUAUUGUGUCGUUCGUUACACCGAAUAACAUGCUAGUCAUUGAAGUACCAAUUCGUCAUCCAGAAGUCGAACGUCAUUUAGUCGAAGCACAAGAUGAAGCAAGCAAAGAAUUGGUUCCAUUUGGACAAUAUCGUAAGCCAAUUUUUGACCAAGUUGGUUUUCUGGAUAAUUGCGGUUUUCAUCAACGUAUUGUUGAAACAGACAACAAUGGAAAAAAACAAUUGCAAAUAUCAUUGUCUAUGAAAAAUAUCAAGCCUAAUUUGAUCAAUGUUUCGGUAAAAGAUAAUCUAUUGACUGUACAAUGUGAACAUAGUUACAAGGAUGAGAACUGUUUACAACGAUCAUUCUUUCGAAAAUCGAUGACAUUACCACCUGGUACACAGGUCGAUCAAUUACGAUCACAAAUAACAGACGAUGGCGAACUAAAAAUCGAUGCACCUUACAUCGAAACGACUCAACAAUAA
This is a messenger RNA of Rotaria sordida, 831 nucleotides long. The record is from the annotation of a GenBank genome assembly. NCBI's taxonomy places the organism in Eukaryota, Metazoa, Rotifera, Eurotatoria, Philodinida, Philodinidae.